Messenger RNA from Rhinichthys klamathensis goyatoka, 1420 nucleotides. It is a transcript of the gene cd2bp2, whose product is annotated as CD2 (cytoplasmic tail) binding protein 2. The record is from RefSeq and is a predicted model, not a curated record. The coding region runs from base 109 to 1242 and encodes 377 amino acids. NCBI's taxonomy places the organism in Eukaryota, Metazoa, Chordata, Actinopteri, Cypriniformes, Leuciscidae. Gene Ontology annotation, molecular function: protein binding. Gene Ontology annotation, cellular component: U5 snRNP. The transcript is spliced from 7 exons.
ACCGGUCCUCCUGUAGGUGGCGAUAGAGAUUCUACCAGAAUCACACGAAUGACGUUGUUCCGGUUUUAGUUUUGCUUGAAUGGCGCAGCGGGGAGAAUAACAUCCAGCAUGUCGAAAAGGAAAGUGACCUUUGAGGAUGGAGAUGGAGAGAUUACUUUGGAAGAAGUUGUUCCAAAGAAAAAGAUUGUUGAUGUUGUAAGUGGCCCAGGAUCCAGAUUUAAGGAGAAACACUCAUUGGACAGUGAUGAGGAAGAUGAAGGAGGGGAUGGAGAAAAUAUCAGCAAAUAUGACAUCCUUGCCAAUGAUGACGUGGAAGGCCAGGAAAUGGCAACCAUUGACUAUGAUGAGGGGGUACGCAUCACCCCUUUUAACCUCGAUGAGGAAAUGCAGGAGGGUUACUUUGAUUCAGAGGGAAACUAUUUUGUCAACAAAGAGGAAGAUAUCAGGGACAACUGGCUGGACAAUAUUGACUGGGUUAAGAUAAAAGAGCAACCUGUAAAAAAAAAGAAGAAAGGCCUUGCAGCAAAGCGUAAGAGAAGGGUUGGUGAUGAAGAUGAAGCAGAGGAGGAGAUAAAACGAGAGGAACAGCAGAAAGACAGUGAGGAAGAGGAUAUAGAGGAGGAGAAAGUGCCAGCAGAAGACCCUCUGGCUACAUACAGCCAUUAUCAACUCACAGAAGCCAUCAUUCAGCUGCUGCUUCCUGGAGAAACAGUGGCUGCUGCUCUGAGAAGACUUGGCGGUCUUGGAGGACAGAAGAAGAAAGGGAAGCUGAGAGGAGGAGAGGAGGAAAAGACUUUGAACAGAGACGCUGAUAAACUAGACAAACUGACAGCGUUGGCAGAUAGACUUGUGGGGAUUGGAGAUUUUGAAAUUUAUCAGCAGACGUAUGAAAAACUGGCCUACAAGCUGAAGGGGUUGACUCAAGGAAAGGCAGCCAAAACGCUUGAGGAUAAAAAAGAGGAAGAAGAAGAGCUAGACAUGUUCGCUGAUGAGUUUGACGAUAGGCAUGGUGCAGAAAAAGACGAGGAUAAAGACAACAGCAUAGUGAGUGAUGAGGUCAUGUGGGAGUACAAAUGGGACAAUGAGGAAAACUCUGAGCUCUAUGGGCCCUUCAGCAGCCAACAGAUGCAGGACUGGGUGGAUGAGGGCUACUUCAAGGAUGGAGUAUACUGCAGAAGGAUUGACCAAGGAGGCGCCCCAUUCUACAACUCAAAGAGAAUAGACUUUGAACUUUACACAUGAUCUGUCCAUGAGCCAUGUUACUGAUUUUAUUUGAUUUCUUCUGCCCUUCUGAGAGGGCUUCUCUGAAAAAUAGUUUACUCUUCAGUAAUUGUGUUUUUCUUAUGUACACACAUACACUAGUAUGUGCACCUGUGUUUGAUACAUGAUGUGUUUUAAAAUAAAGUCUUUUCUGGCUGGA